This is a messenger RNA of Postia placenta MAD-698-R-SB12, 468 nucleotides long. RefSeq lists its product as hypothetical. The record is from RefSeq and is a predicted model, not a curated record. The transcript is spliced from 4 exons. The annotation marks the transcript as partial. Lineage: Eukaryota; Fungi; Basidiomycota; Agaricomycetes; Polyporales; Adustoporiaceae.
UCCAAUCAAAAUACAACUGUGGCAUAUUAUUUAUCGGGUGUAAUACAUUACAUAGCAGGAGAAAUGCACAGGUGCGAAAAAAUGGUGGGCCGCUGACUACAGAGCUGCAUCGAUGACAGCGGGAUGACGUACCUCUACGUUGGUGAACUGCCUAGUGCACAAUAUGUUGAAAUACGAGAGAUUGGAAUCCUCUUCAACAGAACUGAGCAGGGAGUUGACAGCGAGAAAUUGUUACACCAGCCAAUAGUCUCCUCAUACUACGUAAGGUGGCCUCGAGUGCCAUGCAGGAACUCGUGCACAAGUGCCGGAAGCCCAAGAGGCCUCGAAGCAGGCUUUUGAGGAUGUCAUCCGGAUCAUGACUACUGUAUAAGAAAAUUCCGCAGAUUAGACACCUACAUCUUCGCUACUUUCCUGUGAGAUUGCUGAAGCAAAUCAUCAGUUGACAAUAAUAUGCGAUUAUCACGCACC